AUGUUCCGACAUCUCUACUCUACAGUAAUCUGCCUCUUCAUUCUAACCGCCGGCCCCAUCGAUGCUCGCCGAGCAACCUCCGGCGGAGGAUCGAACAUCGGAGGCGGCGGCGGAGGGAAUUUCGGGUCCCGUGGAAUGAGUGGGUCCAGAACACAAGUACAAAACGGUGGAGGAUUUGGUGGAGGCCAACAGGGAGGAGGAUUCCAUCAGAAUCAGCCCCAUCCGUCGGGCGGAUUCAAUAAUCAGCCACGGCCAAAUCCCGGAUUUAACAAUAAUCAAGGCGGAUUCCAUGGAAACCAAGGAGGUUUUCAUCCUAAUCAAGGAGGAUUCCGUCCUGGCACCGGUCUCGGCUCCCAAUCAUCAUCUGGAACAUUCAAAAAGGCGCUUAUCGGUGGAGCUCUCGGAGCAGCCGGUGGAAUUUUGGCCUACGAAGCUGGAAAGGCAAUUAUCAAGUCGGCAACGGAGCCGUUCAAUUAUAAUGGACGGAAUUAUAAUUGGGAUAAUCACGGGAACGUUAGAAAUGGAGAAUUCCAGUGUUCGAUGCCAUUGAGUCAAUUGACACAACAGCAAUCGACAACUUCCACAACCUCCACCACAACGACGACUGCCUCUCCAGAUGGCUCAACUACAGUAACCCCAGCAGUUUCCAGCACCACCCCAACACCAGAUCAAGUUUUGAAUAAUAUCCAAUACGCCGAUGGAUCCCGUCCGAAACAAAUCGUGUGGUCCUGUAAGCAGGGGCGUGAAGUUUGCUGUGGAACGGACUGUUGCCCCGCACCACCGGCUCAAAAUAAUCAAAAUUCGGCCGGAAGUCAUGGAGGAUCCACGGCCGGAACAGUCGCACUCAUCGUCAUCCUGAUCCUUCUCCUUCUCUGCUGUGGGUGUUGCAUUGGAGCGUACUUCUGUUGCCGGUCGAUUUUCGAUUGUGGGGAGGAUAAGCACGAUAAUCAACAGUAUCAUGACGACUACUCUCAACAGCAGAACUAUCAAAUGCAAAACUAUCCGCCACAACAACAACAGGGCUAUUAUCAGCAGCCACAACAUCAGCUGGGCGGUUAUCAGCCACAGCAGGGAUACCCUCAGGGGUCCAAUUACUAUCCACCAAAUAACUAUCCACAACAACCGACUUAUUGA
Caenorhabditis briggsae is the source of this 1134-nucleotide messenger RNA. RefSeq names its product Protein CBR-PQN-83 (gene Cbr-pqn-83). Bases 1 to 1134 code for a protein of 377 amino acids. NCBI's taxonomy places the organism in Eukaryota, Metazoa, Nematoda, Chromadorea, Rhabditida, Rhabditidae. The record is from RefSeq and is a predicted model, not a curated record. The transcript is spliced from 6 exons.